AAUCCUGCAAGCCACCAUUUGUAGUCUUACUUAGCCUUGUUUAGGUGGAUUUAACAUAGGCUAACGACUUUGAGGACUGAUUUCUCCCAUUAAUUUUGCUACCAGGAGCAAAAUUAUUGUGGCACGUUGUACGUCAGGAUAUUGCCAACAUUUCAAGUGCCAAAUUUUCAAGAAUUCGCUACAACUAGUACUUGAAAUCGUCGUUACAGUGAAGGGCUAUCAACAUUUGAAACAAUAACAAACAGUCAACAGCAAAUGGUUCUCAGUGACUACGACUCGAGUGUCCUUUGUGUCUGUUACCCUCAGAUUCUGCCUCCUGAAAUUUACAACAUUUUAUGGGAUCAAAUUCUUCGUGCCUGUUACCAUACUCUACUUGACGGAUUUUCCGCUGUAAGAAAAUGCACGAACGAAGGUCGUGCACUAAUGCAGUUAGACUUCAGGCAUUUUCAAGUCAAAGUGGAAAGCUUGACACGUCUAAGACCUCUUCCUGACCCACAUAUUGUCGAAACAUACAUAAAGGCAUAUUAUUUACCUGAAAAUUCUUUCGAAAAAUGGAUUCAAGAACAAACGGAAUAUACUCCUAGGCAGAUGAUGAAUCUUCUUCAAUACGUAAGUCAAGGCAGUAAAAAGAUUCGGCUGAACUUAACUUCCUUCAUGGAAGAUUUAGAUUUGAAUCGUCGAUAAAGAUCUUUGUUAUGAUUCAAGUGAUGAAAUUUUUGUAAAUUGAGAAAUAUACAUGACAUUCCAUUA
Molecule: messenger RNA, 750 nt
Organism: Daphnia magna
Lineage: Eukaryota; Metazoa; Arthropoda; Branchiopoda; Diplostraca; Daphniidae
Product: syndetin
Exons: 4
Coding region: 256-684 (142 amino acids)
Biological process (GO): retrograde transport, endosome to Golgi; endocytic recycling
Cellular component (GO): EARP complex
Molecular function (GO): SNARE binding
Source: RefSeq, a predicted model, not a curated record